Messenger RNA from Oryzias latipes (Japanese medaka), 3362 nucleotides. RefSeq lists its product as uncharacterized. Gene Ontology annotation, biological process: cell surface receptor signaling pathway; immune response. Gene Ontology annotation, cellular component: external side of plasma membrane. Gene Ontology annotation, molecular function: transmembrane signaling receptor activity. The record is from RefSeq and is a predicted model, not a curated record. NCBI's taxonomy places the organism in Eukaryota, Metazoa, Chordata, Actinopteri, Beloniformes, Adrianichthyidae.
GAUAAAUAAAGAUUGAUUUCAUUUAAUUUGAACAGAUAUCUACACCAUAUUUAUACUCCGGCCAUAUGUGCUGCACAACAUGCGAGAGGAAGUGUUUCUGUGGUCAGCCGCUGUGCUUCACUGCUGAAAGUAAGUUUAGAGAUGUGACAAAAGGCAAAAAGCCUAGAAGACAGAGAGGGGUACAAAGUUGAGAACAUUCAGCUUCAUGAUGAAACCUCAACUGCUCUUCACACUGAUGUAUUUUUUUCUGGUGUUGGAAGCAAACGAUCUUUCUCCGGCCAAACUGACGGUGGAUGUAGCCGUGAUCACAGAAACCGAUUUGGUGACAUUAAAGUGUCAGAUUCCAUCUUCAGCUUCUGGAUGCACUUUCUUCACUCCAAGUGAAACGUUCUUUGAGGGCAGCUGUCUGCUGAGGCUGACAGGAGCUGAACUUCUGAAUCUGACUAAAAGAAGAUCUCCUGCUACCAUUGAAGUUAGAUGUUUUUACACAGAGAAGAGAGGAGCUUUCAAUUUGACAUCUGUGGACAGUGAUCCAUCCAUCAUCGAGAUAAACAACCUUCUUCCUCCUGAUCUGAGUGUGAAUUCACAGGCGAUCACAGAAACAGAUUCAGUCACAUUAAACUGUCAGCCUCCGGUGUCUGUGACAAAAUGUAAUUGGCACUUUAAGGGAAAAAAGCGUGCCGAACAAUUCUCCUGUUCUAAGACACUGACUGGAGCUGAGCUGUUAAGAAUGGCGAGUCAAAGUGUUCCUGCUAAAGUUCAAGUUUGGUGUACUUACCUUAAUGGUCAUCAAUCUCCAAAAAGUCAGCGGAUGACCAUCACUGUCCAGUUUCCUCCUCCUGAACUAAGAGUGAAUCCGGCUGUGAUCACAGAGAGAGACUCGGCCACGUUGGACUGUGUGACUCCAUCAUCUCUUUCUGUCACUGAAUGUCAUUUCUACUUUGUGAGAACAAAAACUACCAGAAGCAGCUCCUGCAUGCAGACGCUGACAGCAGCUGAACUUCUGUUCCUGUCAGGACAAAGUUCACCUGCUGAGGUUCAGCUGAUGUGUUUUUACCCUGUGGAAAGAGACGCAAACUCUCUGUCUCCACACAGCAAUAUCAGCUCCAUCCACAUAGUUCCUCCUCCUGAACUAAGAGUGAAUCCGGCUGUGAUCACAGAGAGAGACUUGGCCACGUUGGCCUGUGUGACUCCAUCAUCUCUUUCUGUCACUGAAUGUCAUUUCUACUUUGUGAGAACAAAAACUACCAGAAGCAGCUCCUGCAUGCAGACGCUGACAGCAGCUGAACUUCUGCUUCUGUCAGGACAAAGUUCACCUGCUGAGGUUCAGCUGAUGUGUUUUUACCCUGUGGAAAGAGACGCAAACUCUCUGUCUCCACACAGCAAUGUCAGCUCCAUCCACAUAGAAAACCAACAGAUACAUCUUUCCAACAGAGAAGAGUGGAAAAAGCUUUUAGCCUUGCCAGGUGCUGUGGUAACUGUGGGCGUUAUUAUACUGGGAUUGACACUCUUCUGGUCCAACAGAGAAAGUGAUUUCCAGAGGAAUGUUCUGAAUUCACAAAAUCCUGAUGGAGGACUGAACUUCAACCCAGGAAACAAUGAAACCUUCAGCUUGGUCACCUACCUACCCGUAAAUGUUCAUUCUACAGGUGAGCUGCUGAUGUUAAACCUAAGAAAACAAGCAAAACACAAUUUAUUCUUUUCAAGACUGCCGCUCUUUACCUUAAAGGGGAUAACAUGAGUACAAAGUUUAAGGAAAAACAGACUAAAAUUGUUAGAGAAUGUAUAUAGUAAAUUCUGUUCAGUGCUGCCAGACAGUGUUUUACAGCCCAAAAGUCAUCUGAAAACCCCCGGACCCAGCAAAAAACCCUUUUAUGGCUGUGGACCAUAGGGAGUGGUGAACGGACCCUACCCGCCACAUAAAAAACGUCUCUUAAUUUCGGCGUGGUCCUCGAGGUCUUUUAGGUGGGCCCAGAUGUCUGUGAUGCAAAGUUUGCAAUGAACCUUACUCUCAUCGCUAAUUGAUGGUAACUGAAGGUCACUGUUGCUUUUCCACUCCUUUCUCUAACUUUUCCAUAUUGUGCUCACUUUGGCAUUUUUGCGCUAGACUACCACUGUCUCUUGCUUGUAACUAGCUGGCUGGCAAAUGACCAAAGCCUGCGCUACAUUCAAACAACAAUCCUACACUAGAUGACGGGUGCAGCGCAGAGGUCUGGCAGCAGCGCGAUUGGAGAAGGCGUGGCCAGAGUUCAAAUAUUUCAACUUUGGCGUGGUUGUGGUGUCAACAAAUCAGGGACUCAAUUUUUUUGGUGCUCGAGAAACGCGUGCUACUGGAAAACACUGCUGCCUGGACAGCUGUGUCAGAGGGCCGACUCCAGAUCGAAGAGGCACGUGGGGCGAUCCAGCCCUCAGUAAACACUCCAGUGGGCCGGAGUGGUCUUCUGCCGGGGACUUGACGUUCUGUGGGGCAAGUAGCGACUUUGUGAUGACAGACAGAAUUUGCACUCAGUGUAUUUAAAAACGCAUGUGCAGUGACGUAUGUAUCAGAAGAUGUUUGAUUGGCCGUUCUGCCAACGUCAAUCAAAUCAUGUACUUCUCAGUGAGGAUUGUGAUUUGCAGACGCAUUUUUUAGAAAUAUAUUCUGAUAUUUUUGAUUAUUCAUCUUUGCUGGCCUGUGAUCUACCUUCAUGUCCUUGAAGAUCAACCGGUCAAUUGCAAUAUAGAUAUAUACAUAUAUACAUACAUACAUACAUGUCCCCUGUUCUAGACAGUCUGUCGCAGAGGCCAUGACCCCGUUUCUGGAGGAAGCUUCAGAUUUAACUCCAGUUAAACUAAAAUGAUUUUUUUUCUGGUAUUUUUUCAAAAACGAAUUAUCUGUUUUUUUUCUUUCAGAGUUUGUGCCAGUCCAAUCAGAGUGAAUCCGCCUUUACGUUUCCAAUGAGUUUGCUGCAAAGAAGAUUGAACAAAUCUGAAGAGUCCAUAUCCAUGUCUGAUACAAAAUGCAUUUUUAAAAAUUGUAAAAGGAGUUUGUACUUUAAAUGAAAAAAAAAAGCUAUUGUACUUUUUACCAUUGAUGCUAAGUUUUAAACAUAUAAAAUUGCAACGUCUCAUUUGAACUUCUAUUCGAGUCAAUAUUUGUGUUUGCCGAUUAGAUUCAAUUCGAUUUUGGUUCAUUUUAAAGGAUAUAAUUCAAUCAGAUGUACUGACCUAAGAUCGAUCCCGGACAUCUUGAACCAAAAACCAGUGUGACUGAGGUAUAAAUACUUGUAAAGCAUUUCACAACUUUAUUACGGUAAAAUGAAAUACACUACAAUUUCUGUGUACUCUAUUUUAUUUUACAGUAAUAAAGCUUUAAAAUAAAA